AUGAGCUACGAUGCGAUUCCCGAUUUCCUCGCCGAACAGAGAGAAGAAGCCCCGGAGGAGCUCCAAGGUCUCAUAUUGGAGUUCGAAAAUUUCUGGGAGCGGAAGCUCUGGCACCAGCUAACGGAAGCCCUGCUUCAGUUCUUCCGUGACCCCCGAAGCGAGCCACAACGCCUUGCCUUAUACAAAACUUUCGUUUUGAAGUUCGCCGAUAAGAUCAAUCAACUAAAACUUGUGGAGCUUGCUCUCGCUGCCUCCACUCAAUGCCCAUCCCUCCAAGAGAAGCUCCAUUUUCUUGAAGCAUUAGUAAGGAACGUCGAUAAUGAGAACACCCAAGAUGCGCUGGUUUACGCUUCUGUAGCCGUUGCAAGGGUUAAACUAGAGUUGAACGACCGUGAUGGCGCUCGGAAGGACUUGUUGACCUGUGAGAAGGUUCUUGACAGCUUUGCAUCGGUUGAAACGGUUGUUCACGCGGCCUUCUAUGAUGCAAAUGCAACAUAUUUUCAGAUGAUUGCCGAUUUUGCCGCUUACUAUCGCAACACCCUGUUAUAUCUCGCUUCGCUCGUCUCGGAAAGCAUUUACAACUUUGGCGAGCUCCUUCUCCACCCAAUCCUUGAUGUCCUUGUACGUUCUAAGGAGUAUCCUUGGCUACGGGAGUUACUGUUCGCCUUUAAUCGAGGAGAUCUUGAUGGUUUCGAUCGACUUUCCAACCACGUUGAAGGGAAUGAACUUCUUCAUCAGCAUUCUGCCAGUCUUCGUCAAAAGAUUCACCUAGCAGCCCUCACCGAGGCUAUUUUCCAGCGACCUCCCCACGAUAGAUCCAUUUCCUUUAAGGAUAUCGCUAUAUCAACCAAGUUUAGACUCCUGCGGGGCACGAUCGACCAAGUUGACCAAAUGGCACACAUCACUUGGGUUCAGCCAAAGGUUCUCGAUAUGAAGCAAAUUGGCAACAUGCGGCUACGACUACUUGAAUGGGACGCAAGCGUCAAUGAAUUGGGCCACUAUAUUGAGAAUACAGGGAAGGAUGUGUGGGCCGCGUAG
Molecule: messenger RNA, 1038 nt
Organism: Parascedosporium putredinis
Lineage: Eukaryota; Fungi; Ascomycota; Sordariomycetes; Microascales; Microascaceae
Source: the annotation of a GenBank genome assembly